Manacus vitellinus (golden-collared manakin) is the source of this 4834-nucleotide messenger RNA. RefSeq names its product cell adhesion associated, oncogene regulated (gene CDON). The coding region runs from base 57 to 3503 and encodes 1148 amino acids. The transcript has 21 exons. Lineage: Eukaryota; Metazoa; Chordata; Aves; Passeriformes; Pipridae. The record is from RefSeq and is a predicted model, not a curated record. Gene Ontology annotation, biological process: cell-cell adhesion; axon guidance; nervous system development. Gene Ontology annotation, cellular component: plasma membrane; axon. Gene Ontology annotation, molecular function: protein binding.
UCCGUGCCUCGUCUUAGUCCGGAGCCUUGGGCUUUCAACUUGGAUAAUCUGGCGCUAUGCAUCCAGCCCCCGGGCGCUUCCAGGCACUGCUGCUCAUCGCCGGCCUCGUCGCUGCCACCAGCCCAGAUUUAACUCCGCGUUUCAUUUCUGAGCCCUCCUCUGCCGUCCAGAAGUCCGGCGAGCCCGUCCAGCUCCGCUGCUCUGCCGAGCCCUCCACAGCUCACCUGUCUUGGCUGUUUGAUGGGGAGCCUCUGGACAGCAGGGCAGGAGAAGUGGAAAUCCAGGCGGGAUCUCUGACAAUCGUGUCCCUCAGCCCGGCGACGUGCGGCCGCUAUCAGUGUGUGGCGAGCAGCGGUGUGGGCGCCGUGCUGAGCCGGCCUGCCUCGGUGUCCAUGGGCAGUUUAGGUGACUUUGAUGCCUCGGUGACAGCUGCCAUUGCAGCAGAGGAAGGAGGCUCAGCUCUCAUUGAAUGCAAGGUGCCAGAAAGUCACCCUAAAGCACAGGUUCGCUUCCAAGUGCGGGGGAAAUGGCUGGAACAAUCAAGAGACAACUACCUAAUUCUUCCAUCUGGAAACCUGCAGAUUUUGAAUGUAUCUUUAGAAGACAAAGGAUCCUACAAAUGUGCAGUGUACAACCCAGUCACUCAUGAUCUCAGAGUAGAACUCACUGGACGUAAGCUCACAGUCACACGCCCUUCCUCAGGUGGCUCCCACAUCCUUCACCCUCUGGCCCCCCAGACUCUGGCAGUGCCCCAGCACAGUGCCCUGACACUGGAGUGUGUGGUCAGUGGGGCGACUCCCUCCGUCCGCUGGGUCAAGGACGGCCGGGCCGCGCUGGGGCGAGGCCGGUGGGAACUGCUGCACUCCCACCUGGUGACGGACAGGCUGGAGGCAUCAGAUGCUGGGAACUACUCCUGCCUGGUGGGAGCUGACUCCGGAGCAGUGAAAUACGUUAACUAUUCACUUACUGUACUUGAACCUGCCUCGCUCUCCAAGGGGCUCCAGGAUGAAACCGUGGCCGCCGGGGCGACUGUGCAUUUCUGGUGUGAUGCCCGUGGCAGCCCCGCUCCAGCCCUCACCUGGCUCCACAACGCCGCUCCCCUCCGGCCCUCCCCGCGGCACUUCCCGACGGGAAACCACCUCUGGAUCUGCGGGGUCACCCCGGGGGACUCUGGCUUGUACCAGUGUGUGGCAGACAAUGGAAUUGGGGUUGUGCACUCCACGGGGAGGCUCCGUGUCCAGCCAGGCACAGGCUCUGUCCCUGUCAUAGUCUCUUCCCCCGGGAGUGUCACCGUGGUGGCUGGUGGGGAUGUGACGCUGUCCUGCAACGCCACCGGGCUGCCCGCGCCCACCGUCCACUGGUACGACAGCAGGGGCCUGCUGACCAGCCACCCUGCCCAGGUGCUGCAUCCCAAGGUGCAGAGGCCUCCCCCAGAAGGGCCGGAGCCCUCCUGCCCCUCCGUGUCCCAGGUGGGCUGGAGCUCCCUGCGCCUGCGGAACGUGACCCCGGAGCGCGCCGGAGAGCUCAGGUGCGAAGCCGUCAACGAGCACGGCUCUGCCGUGUCCAGAGCCUUCCUCACGGUCGUUCCUCCAGCAACUGGCACGAGAGCAGGAGAAACAGCUCCUCUGGAGCUUGCCCAGGGCGAUGAGAGCGGGGGUGAUUUCGGUGCAGAGGCGGCGUUUUCGAGCUCCCCUCCGACCAAAGUGCCUCCGGACGCGGCUGCGAUGGACAAAGCUGCCCCGCCCGAGGCCCCCAUCAUCCUGAGCCCCCCACAGACACCAAAACCCGACACCUACAGCCUGGUGUGGCGGCCAGGCCGGGCCGGGGGGCUGCCCAUCAACGCCUACUUCGUCAAAUACCGCAAGCUGGAGGACAGCGUGAGUGCAGCGGGCAGCUGGCACACCGUGCGUGUCCCUGGCAGCGAGAACGAGCUGCGGCUCACGGAGCUGGAGCCCUCCAGCCUCUACGAGGUGCUGAUGGUGGCCCGGAGCGCCGCCGGCGAGGGCCAGCCGGCCAUGCUGACCUUCCGCACCAGCAAGGAAAGAACAUCAUCCUUGAAAAACACUCAGGCUCCAUCACCACCCAUGGGCAUCCCCAAACAACCCGUUGUUCAUGAAGGCACAAAUAAUUUCGGUGUUGUCCUUCCAGACCUGUCUCGCCACAGCGGAGUUCCAGAAGCUCCAGACCGACCCACCAUCUCCACAGCAUCGGAAUCAUCCGUCUACGUCACGUGGAUCCCCCGGGCCAACGGGGGCUCCCCCAUCACAGCCUUCAAAGUGGAGUACAAGCGCCUGGGUCGCAACAGCGACUGGCUCGUGGCAGCUGACAACAUCUCUCCCUCCAAGCUGUCCGUGGAAGUUCGGAACCUGGAGCCAGGCUGGGGUGGCUGGGAGCAUUUCAAACCCUCCGUCUUCCCUCACAUCCAGUGGAGGUUUCAUUACAUUACAUCCAGCAACAACAACACGCCCAUCCAAGGAUUUUACAUCUAUUACCGGCCCACGGACAGUGACAACGACAGCGACUACAAGCGGGACAUCGUGGAAGGUACGAAGCAGUGGCACCUGAUAAAUCACCUGCAGCCUGAAACUUCUUAUGACAUUAAGAUGCAGUGCUAUAACGAGGGCGGGGAGAGCGAGUACAGCAACGUGAUGAUCUGCGAGACCAAAGUGAAACGCACCUUCAUCGCCAUGUGCCUGUGGAAGAACCGGCAGCAGAGCGCCCUGCAGAAAUACGACCCCCCUGGGUAUCUGUACCAGGGGGCGGAUAUCAACGGGCAGAUGAUCGAGUACACGACCCUGCCCGGGACGAGCCGCGUCAACGGCAGCAUCCACGGGAGCUUCCUCGGCAACGGCCUCGGCAACGGCUGCCCCCAUGUCCACCACAAAGUCGCCAAUGGAGUCAACGGGAUCAUGAAUGGAGGAGCAGGACUGUACCCAGGGCACACCAGCUCCCUGCCCAGGACACACGUGGACUAUGAACACCCCCACCGCCUCGUGAACGGUGGCGGGAUGUACACGGCCGUGCCGCAGGCUGACCCCUCGGAGUGCAUCAGCUGCCGGAAUUGCCGGAACAACAACAGGUGCUUCACCAAAACCAACGGCACCUUCGGCAGCGCCGCCCUGCCCGUGGUGCCCCUGGGAGCCCCUUUCCAGCAGGACGGUGUGGAGAUGAAGCCCCUGAGCCCCCACGUCAUGGUGGCCAUGUGCUUGGCCUCUGCUGUCCCGGAGUGCAGUGCCCGGCUGGAGGAGGACGGCAAGGAGGGCUCGGAGCAUCCCUCCCCCCAGCACCCCUGCUGCCAGGAGGGCGUGGGCCGGCUCUCCGUGGACUGCAUGGACGGCGACAGCUGCGUGCACUCGGAAACAUCGAACCACGUUCUGAGCUGGAGUCCCCUCAUUCUGCAGCCUGCUUCCAAGGACUGUAAGGAAAAACCUGGAUGGAGUUCAUCCGGAGUCACCUUAAACGGUUCUGGGGACCUUCGGCAGCUCCAGCUGCGGGAAACCUGAGGAAGUGACCGUUGUCCCCACUAAACGCCAGGAACUGCCAGUGUCGCUGAGAGGGAGUGACGGGGGGAUGUUAAUUAUAACAGAGAGAGUCACUAUUUAUUUUUUGUAGUAGUGUCAUAUGAAUGUAUCUUGGUUUUCAAAAUGGUUGCCUUUUUAUAUUAUUUAUGCCUUGAAACCCCUUUUUUUUUUUUUGUUAUUUUUUUUUUUUCUCCCCUCACACGCCGCGAAACUAGCCCUGGUUAUGUGUAUAAAAAAGAAUUGUAAUAAUAUAAAGAAGGAGGAUGGGAAAUGUGGAGUGUGUUUCCGUGGCAUGUUACCAGUGUGAGAAGCACUUCCGAGGAGCCCGGGACAGGGAUUUAAGCAGGUCUGAUGUGGUGACCAAUGGCUGCCAACUCCCUGGCACUCAAACCAUCCUUUCCAUGAACACAUCCCAUCCUCUUUUGGUUUCUCUGGGAAGAUCUCAAUGAGAAAAUGAGAAAAUAAAUAAGAAAAAUGAGCCUCAGCUGAGUCCGUCCAGCGCAGCUUGAAGCAGAGCUUGGGUCGGUGACUGUGUCUUCAGAUGCUUGAUAACCCUUCUGUCUGCAGAAGUACAGGUGGAAAUCCAGCCUGUCUCACCUUGCCCCUCACAGAAGACAAAAUCCAGUCCUACUCUUGGUUUGAGGGAGUACUGACAGCUUGGAUAGCUCUGAAAUGAAAGCAGUGGUGUCGGAGCAGCUCCCACCGGCCCCGCGCGUGGCUGUCAGGAACCCACCCGCCCCGGACACAGCACGAUGGAGGUGUUGCAACCUUAACUGCAGGGUUUGGGGUUUUGGAUCCUCCCAGCCGGAGCUGCCUUAUUCUGAAGUUCCCUGCAAACCCUGGACCUUACACCCAUGGGUUUUGACUGGCAUGUACCCUGGAGCCACCACAGAGCCCCCUCCUCCCCCUUUGUUUAUCUCCUCCUUGCAGUCUGGACUUUCCCUUCACAGGACCUGCUGUGAGGCUUUCCCCUUUUCCGAUGGAGAGGUUGGAGUUCACCUCUGGCUGCUUCGUCCUCCCCGAACACUGAGAUUUAACCACGGUUUUAAACGACCUUGCUUAAAUCCCCCCCCUGUAUCGUGGGUGUGUUGGAUAAAGACACUCUGUUUUCCAGAGAAUCUGUAAUAUCCCUUUGAAAUCUUAUGUAUUUGGAAACAAUGCUGUUUUGCAGGGCUUUGGGGUGGGGUGUGUAUUUUUGGGGGUGAUGCUGCUCUUUGGCCAGCAUGGGGGUUGAUGCUCUGUGGGCACUGAUUUGAGGUGUCACUCGAUACUUCCCAAUGGAUAAUUAACCAAAUAUAGGACAAAUGGCCCAA